Messenger RNA from Vanessa atalanta (red admiral), 1688 nucleotides. Its product is annotated as 43 kDa receptor-associated protein of the synapse homolog. NCBI's taxonomy places the organism in Eukaryota, Metazoa, Arthropoda, Insecta, Lepidoptera, Nymphalidae. Gene Ontology annotation, biological process: chemical synaptic transmission. Bases 7 to 1659 code for a protein of 550 amino acids. The transcript has 12 exons. Gene Ontology annotation, molecular function: acetylcholine receptor binding; protein-membrane adaptor activity. The record is from RefSeq and is a predicted model, not a curated record.
CGGAACAUGUCAUGGGACUCAAUCGAGUCGCGCGACUUCCUCGGCGGGGUGCCGGCGCACCAACUGUCGGCUACGCGACUGCUCAGCUCCCCUGAUCCGUCGCGUCACCAUCUUGACGAUCCACCAGACGUAUUUCCAUUCUCAGAAGAAUAUCCAACUGAAGUACGUAAUGGGGCCAUACGAUGGGGAUCCCGGUUUGGACCGGCGCACCGGCCGUCAGCUGGUGUCCUCGAGUGUUUUCGCAUCUGCCGAUCUCGUCUCGACCAAUAUCUUGCGAGACGAAAGAUCGAAAGAGGGGUCCGGCUGUACGGUCAGAAUGAACAACGUCUGGCGGUGAAGGUAUGGCUGUCCGCACUGCGUGGGGUACGUCACAGGAGCGACAAAUUCGCCUUAUUGGGACAUCUUUAUCAAGCUUACAUGGACUUUGGAAAAUACAGAGAAUCUCUGGAAUUCGCGAAUAGACAACUCGGCAUAUCAGAGGAACUGGAUUCAGCUCCGAUGCGUGCCGAAGCUUAUCUCAACCUCGCACGCGCUCAUCAAACACUUGGUGGUCUUGACAGAGCUCUAUCAUACGCACGCCAUGCACUUUACAACGAUUGUGGGGGAGGAUCAACUGCAGGAUGUGUUCACCUCACCGUAGCAGCUGUCAGCUUGGAGCUUGGAGCGUUUUCAAAAGCAAUGGAUGGCUUUCAAAAAGCGCUAGCAGUAGCUCAAGCUCAAAAUGAUAACACGCUGCUGUUACAGGUAUACGUGGGUCUAUCAGAGCUAUGGCGUCGACUCCGUGAUACAGAACGCGCGGUUGCCUGCGCAGCUCGUGCGUGUGACCUCGGCCGCGGUCCACGCUCGACUGACCUCAACACACGACACCACCGCACUGCUCUUUUGCAAAUGGCCGCUGCUUUACGGGCCAGAGGCGAACUUGGAGAUGCUCAUGACUACUGUAAUGAAGCUCUGCGUCUUGCAGCAGUAGCUGGUGAUCAGGGUUGCUAUGCUCGCGCUAUGAGGAUAGCUGGUGAUGUUUACCGAAGAAAAUGUGAUUACGGGAAGGCGCUUAGGCAUUACGAAGUAGCAAUGGGAGCUGGUCAAUCUCUCGGUGAUCGCUUAGCUCAAAUGGAAGCAAUGGACGGAGCAGCAAGAUGCUUAGAAGCUCUGAGGCUUCAGGGUAGAAUUUGCAACUGUCGCCCACUUGAAUUCAAUACAAGAUUACUUGAAGUCGCUACUUCUGUUGGUUCAAAGAUGCUAGUGCGCCGCGUGCGACUUCGUCUGGCCGACAUCUACACGGCGCUGGGCGACAACAACGCGGCGGCGCGCCAGAGACGCGCGGCGGGCGCGUGGGCGGCGCCGGCCUGCGCGCGCUGCCGGGAGCCGCUCGCCGAGCGCGCUGAGCCGCUCGCGUCACUGCCCUGUGCGCACAUCGUGCACCACGCCUGCAUGCCAGAAUCCUGGUCACGACGGUCAACGCGCAGCUCAGGAGGUGCAGAAUGCGCGGAAUGCGCCUCACCCCGCGCUCCCCGCGCUCCUCCCCCUGCACCCCCGGCACCACGAAGCUUGCCAUCUCAGGUUGAUUUUCCCUUCGGCACUCCUCCAACACUUCGCGAAUCAGAUCUUAACUCUGUCCUCUCCGACCACAGCAGUCAACAAGCUACGUCCAGCGUAUAAGCUAUUUAAAUUUUAUGUAUUUAUAACAG